Messenger RNA from Seriola dumerili (greater amberjack), 2909 nucleotides. RefSeq names its product V-set domain-containing T-cell activation inhibitor 1-like. The transcript has 8 exons. Lineage: Eukaryota; Metazoa; Chordata; Actinopteri; Carangiformes; Carangidae. Gene Ontology annotation, biological process: cellular response to lipopolysaccharide; T cell costimulation; negative regulation of T cell proliferation. The record is from RefSeq and is a predicted model, not a curated record. The coding region runs from base 293 to 1594 and encodes 433 amino acids. Gene Ontology annotation, cellular component: external side of plasma membrane.
AUUUCAUUUCUCUGCAUGAUAUCACAGGUCUAUAAAAGUUGACUCUUUGUAGUUAUCAAGAGGUUUUACAGCUGAUGUCAAGGAAUUUCUAGAGAUCCAAGGAAAAAACCUGCCACAGCAUAAAAAAAAGAAAAAGGCUGGAAAGUCUCGGUUGAAAUCGCCACGGUGGAAGAGGCAUGGACUGAAGGCCUGGCUGCAUCAUCCAAGUGUGUGUGCGAGUGUGUGUGUGUGUGUAUGUGUGUGUGUGUGUGUGUGUGUGUGUGUUUUAGAUGCGUCUAGCUGAAAGGAAAUCAUGUCAGCGAUACACACCUGGGCCUGUUUCCUCCUCUGGAUCAGCUUUGCAACACAGGACAAAACGCCAGACGUCACCGUGACGUGCUUCGUCUCGGAGGAGUGCGUGCUCCCCUGCAGCUUCCAGCCCGGCAGCGAGGAGACCAUCGAGUGGUUCAGACAGGACGUGGUCGUCUACAAGUUUGAGCGGGACGACGACGAAGAUGACGACGGCGAAGGCGACGGCGACAGCAGCAGCAGCGAAGAGCACUCUGACCCGAAGCAGCUCGGUGGGCGCGCAUCCGUCUUCCCGCACCUGGUAUCCCGCGGCAACGCCACGCUGAUCCUCAGAGGGAGUGGCCUCAAGGACAGAGGCACGUACAGGUGUCACGUUCGCACGUCUAACGGAGAACACAACGCAAAAGUGAUCUUGAAGGUGGAAGCACCCAUUAGAGGCUUGUCUCUGGAGCUGUCGAGGCUGAGUGGCUACGAGGAGAUGAAGUGUACCGUCCGUAACGUCUUCCCGGCUCCUCGUGUGACCUGGACGACCGAGCCGGCCACCUUCGAGGACCUGCGACCGGUCACGCGCAUGCUGGCCGACAAACACGGACUGUACACGGUCGACAGCCGCCUCAAGUUACUGAACGGACAGUCUAACCUCAUCUACAUCUGUAGAGUCACAACCCCCUACGGCAACCCGACCUGGACCGCCUCGCUCAGGGAACGAGAAAUAAGAGGAACUCAAGGGACAGAUCUGACCAUCCCCUGCUCCUCCCCUUCUUACCUCAACAACCCCUCCCUGGAGUGGAGCUUCUUCAACGGCGAGGACCCCUCCCACAUCCUCACCUACGACAGUCAGUCGGGGGACAGCAUCCCCUCGCCUCCGUGGGACAAGCACGUGGAGCUGGACGGCUUCAGGGUCCCGUUUGGAGACGGCUCUCUGCGACUCAUGGACCCAAAGCACUCGGAGCACACGGGCAGCUACACCUGCAUCUUCUCCAUGCCGCACAACACGCACACCGAGCGCACCGACCUCACCAUCGACGGCCCUGUUGGUGAGAAAAUCACAUCAGAGGGGCCGUCUCAUUGGUGGAUCGUGGGCCUGGUGGUCAUGGGGCUGGUUCUCGCUCUGGCGGGAAUGCUGGGCUACCUGAAGAUGAAAGGAAGCAUUGGGAGGAAGCCGAGGAACGACCCCGAGGAGGUGACGGAGCUGCACCUGGUGAAAGACUCGACGGGGGACGGUAACCUGAACGAGAGCAGCACUCUGGGUGUCGGCGGCACGAACGGACAGUCCGGCCUCCACGCCGGCUCUCAGACGACCUGAGGACAGACAGAAACAGCCGGGCCACACACCUGAACUAACACACAACUAACAAAAACACACACGCACAGCUACACACUGAAAAGGAACUAAGAACGUCUUAGAAACACGUUUCUUUUCUUCUUUUUGUUUUUACUGAAUUAUACGAAAGACUUUCAAAUGACUACUCUGCCAUGUUUUGGUGUCACUCGUCUUGGGCUCUUCGGAUUCUUACAGGAAACCCUGAUGAACUGCUGUUUUUCACGCCGACGUGUAGAACGGACGCUCGAUGUUUUCAUGAAGGGUUUGUGAACCCCAGACAACGUCGCUAGGAAUCUGCGGCCUUUGCUUCGAGACGCUUGAAGGCGCUUUUCCUGCUGAGUCUAAACUUUCCAAUGAACCUUUUAGGAACUGAGGAACUUCAGCUGCGUUUCUACCAGGGGAAGGAGGGUCUAAGUCCCAGGAAGUCCCUCCUCAGGGGGGCUGUACUUCUACUACUAUUUUCCCCUGGCGACUUUUUGUUCACUACUGUCUAAUUGUGUCAGUCGCUAUGGGAACAAUUAAAUCACAAAAUUAACUCCGACAGAUGUGGGGAAAAAAAGAAAAGAAAAGGGGGGAACAGCUUCCCCCAUUUUUAGACUCAACUCAACCCCAGUGAGCGGAUCUACUCCCGUGGGGAUUCCACUGAAAUGAAUUUAAUUUAUUGUGAAAUUUUAGUUCCUGGUGUGACCAUGACUUCAGUCACAGGGUGAGUUCACUGGGGGAGGAUAUUUGUAAUAUCUGUCACAGGUUCUGUAAGGGACUAAUGUUUCCUGAUUUAGUUUCUGGAACAAAAUUUUUCAAAAUGAAGGGAAGAAUAAAUUAGAAGAACGUUCUGAGCGACUGAAACAAAGUUUUUGAACUUUAUGAUGAAUUUUUAUGAUGUUUGAAGGUGAAGUCUUUUCUCUUGACUACCCCUGGGACACUUUGGGUUUCAGGCUUCUGCUGUUGGACUGACCUCACAUUCUCUACUGUCUGCUACCCACAAUGCCCUGCUGGAUUUCCACCUUCAGUCACUGAAGUUAAAAUAACUGCGGUCUAACUAAGGUCAAACUCCCUCUGGGAAUUAAAAAAUGUGACUGUGAACCGAUUGUGACUGAAAAAAAACAAACCCCACAGACUUUUAUUUUGGCGUAGGAAGUAAAACUUUAACCUGCUGUUAAACACUGAUGAGAAAUCAAUAAUCAACAGCAGAAUAGUUGAUCUUUGAUCGCUGACACACCGUUCAUGAAAUAUACCCAACCUCUGUCACAAAUGUGUCAUAAUUAAUGUAAUGCCAUUAAAAAGACUAAUCACUGUA